GUGUCGACUGGAGCAUUUGAGCAAUUUGAAAUUAAAGCAAACAAUGGGCAGGCACUCCCAGGGACCUCUCGCUCACCAUAUUACACGGAGGACGCUCGUGUGCUCCUGCACAUUACUGGCAAGUCAUUACGUUUCUCUGGAAACCGAGCGCAGGAGCACGCUCACAGAAGUCAGUGAUGCAAGCAGCAGCUGAGUGCUUGGAAUGGCGUGUGUGAGUGUGUGUGAGCAUCCUUGGCAACGGCAUGGAGAACUGUCAAAACAAAGCGGACUACUGACAUACUGAUAUGCAGCUACACACAAUGUACACCUUCGCAGGGUUUUACAUUUUAGGGAGAUUUUUGUCGAGUCCGAGACUUAAGGAGUUAACCUUGUGCUUUAAUUUCCCUUCAUAAUAAUAAAACUGAUGUUGAUUCAGUAAUGAUUUAAGGUGAAGCACUUAAAACUAAAUUAAACCAUACAUUUGAAACUGAUUUAGCUGUUUCAAAUGAAUAGUUUGAUUUAGUUUACAGCAGAAUACAAACAUACACAUUUACUGAAAGGAGAAAAAAAAAAGAAAAUUAAAGGAAUAACUUUAUAUUUUUUCCCCUGGCAGCCAAGGCAAUGUGGUGGGUGCGGUUGCCCUGCAGUGUCAAAAACUUCUGAAACAGAAUUAAAAAAAAUAAAUAAAUAAAAUAACUUAAUAAUUGCAUUUAUAAAUGUAAAUAAAACUGUUUAAAUUUACAACCUGUUUAUCAGCUCGGGUGGAGAAUUCUAGCUAGUCGCCACUAAACGUUUCCCCGGUGUGGAACACAAAGGCAAAUUUUUUUUUAGCCACCCUUCAAAUUAGGAAGGGGAAGAAAACAAGCCGUUGGUAAAAGGCAGGAUUGUGCUGAUUCUCGUAAGUCUACAAAUGGCUGCAAAAACAGAGCCACUCACGUAAACAUUUCAAUAUUUACAGUCGGAGCCAAAACUUAAAACUGUCACAGUAACCCGGACAAACGAGGCAGGAAGAGGACCAGAGUUUAUCUGGCUGCAACUGACAGUGGGGGAGGGUGAAAACGGAUAGUACAGGGAAAUACACAAAAUGAUUUAAAUGGGCAACUUUUAGCAUAUAUUCAAUAAACACCUCAACUGAUAUAAUGUGGGUGAGAACAACUUGGCUCGUAAUAAAUUAUGCCCUAUUUUUUAUUUUUUUUUUUACUUAUUUGCUUACUAAUCAAUAAAACAAUUAGAGUUGGUGAGGUGUGGAGUUAGAUCUUUCUUAUCAGUUUUGUUACAUUAAUUUAAGCAAGAAACCAUCAUUACAAGAGUUUCCACUUGAAUAGCCUGUAUUAGACUCAAUAUUAGUUAGAUUAUCAACUAAAACCAUUUUGCAUUUGGUUGAAACUUAUUCAUUCAUAGCAUUUAAUCCAAAGUUUCCUUGAUGUAGCAACCCAGCAAAGAGACGAGGCUUUCUAGCCUUUAAGAAUAAGUUUUUCCAGGAUUCACAUAAAACAUAGGAGCUGACCUUGCAUAUCUUUAUCAUACGUGUAAAUGAGUGCAACAUUUCAAUGGCAAAAUAACCACUUAGUUUGAAGUAUGUCAAUAUGCCAACUUUAAUUUUAGCAAAAAGUAAUCUAUUUAAAAUCUAACAGCUGGUAUGUGCAGCUAGUUUAUCUUGGAAUGUACUUUGUACAAUUUCAAUUCGUCUGAUCACGAAAAAAUUUAGCAUAGCAAUUUUUUGUCUAAGGUAUGUUGCUACAAGUGCAAAGAAACCAAGAAUUGCAUUUAAUUUUUUUUUAUAUAAAAAAUAACAAUGACAUCUGGUUAGCGCGACAAAAAUCACAGGGACGUGAUGUUUCACUGCAAGGAAGCAGCAAGAACUGAAGUUGGAUCAGAUUCUUUACGGUGUGUAACAUUUCUCAGAUGAAUGUUUUUAACCACAACCUAAAGGCAGAACUAAUGGAUCUGGGGGACACAGUGGGGAAACACGGGAAAUGGGAUUCCCUCAAACUGCCUUCUCCUAUAUGCAACAUUGUUAAAUUAAAUCAAUCAUCAAUUUAUUCUCUUUAGCUUUUUUUAAAGCAAACCCAAUCUCUGAUCCUUUGCAUAAUAUUUUUCCUCAGUAUUUAACAUGUUUGCGCAGCUUCUUGUUACUCUGUUGUUGACUGAGUUUUGCAGAGUGGAGUCUCCUUUCUUCACACGUCCAUGUGGGACCAAAAAGGGAAAAAAAAGCAACCGUUACUGACGUCGCUCUAAUCACUCACAGUGCGUCGUUACGCAUUUCCUGUUCGCUACGAAGUUCCCCCUCUGCUCCACCAUCGAGCCCUGACGGCGAUGUUUUGGUAAAAACAAAAUAGUGCCUCGAAAAGGAACGUAAACACGUCUAAAACAUGGCAUGUCGGUGGAGUGGCACCUAGAACGGCGCUGCGGAUAAAACGACGGUCGUCUUCGACGAAGUUUUUUUUUUUUUUUUUUUUUUUUUUUUUUUUUCUGCGGUCAGUCCUUGUGUUUCCUCCGCAUGUCCGCUUUCCUCGUAGAUGGUCUGCGGCGAGCGUUGUCUGACAGCGGACGACAAGCUGUUGACGAGUAACAUGAAGGAGAUGAUCGGCGGUUGCUGUGUGUGCUCGGACGAACGCGGCUGGGCGGAAAACCCGCUGGUCUACUGCGACGGCCACGGCUGCAACGUCGCUGUGCACCAAGCCUGCUAUGGAAUUGUUCAGGUGCCGACUGGUCCAUGGUUCUGCAGAAAGUGUGAAUCCCAGGAGAGAGCGGCCCGUGUGAGAUGUGAGCUCUGUCCCCACAAAGAUGGAGCCCUCAAGAGGACAGACAACGGAGGCUGGGCCCACGUGGUUUGUGCCCUGUACAUCCCUGAAGUGGAGUUCGCUAACGUUUCAACCAUGGAGCCAAUAGUUCUACAGUCUGUCCCCCAUGAACGCUACAACAAGACAUGUUACAUCUGUGAAGAGCAGGGCAGAGAGAGUAAAGCCGCCACUGGAGCCUGCAUGACCUGCAACAAACACGGCUGCAGACAGGCCUUCCAUGUGACAUGUGCCCAGUUUGCAGGACUAUUAUGUGAAGAACAAGGCUCUGAUGCAGAUAACGUCAAGUAUUGUGGAUACUGCAAAUACCAUCACAGCAAACUGCGAAGGAGCAGGGGCCGUGGUAGUAGGUCUCAAAGCUUAAGUGACUCUUCCUCACAGUCUAUGGAUAGACCCACAGAGCAGGACAAGAAGAAACACAAGGAGCGAGACAGACACAAACCAAAACACAAGAAAGGCUCCAUGGACAUGUCGCCCUCUCUCGUUCUUCCAAACAUCAUGGUCCCCGAAAAGACCUACAACAGCACCGCCUCUGGGGUAGGAGUAACCUCGCUGCCCGCGUCCUCUCAGAAGCGAUUAGACGACAACACGGGCCGCUUCACCAACGCCAACUUCCAGGAAGUGUCGUCCGCUCUCUCCGGGGGCGCCUCCAAGGAUGGCCUGGCCGCAGACGCGACCAAGGCGGCGGCCGAGGGCAAGAACAAGAAGAACAGCGGCGGCGCUCACACGGUCGGACAGAGGGGCGGCCGCAAGUCUCUCACUUCGUCAGGGAAACCAUUACCCUCAGCGGUGGUCACCAUGGCUACCUCCUCCACAUCUGCCUCCGCUUCCACGGGGCCUUUCCAUCAAGGCCUGCUGUUGACCAGUUCCAGCAAGACUCCCGCUGCCCCUUCCUCCUCAGACUUCCUAAGUUUCACCGACCCGUCGCUGCGUCCCGGCAGUGGAACGUCGUUUUCCUCGCCGCCGUCUUUCAGCAGCUGCCUGGUCAAGUCGAGCUCUGAGGGCGGCGCGGCGGAGGGAACCACCCCUCUCUUUGGUUCUCUUAUGUCUGCGACUACGACUUCUGCAGCAGUCGGCGGAAAACUGUACGAGAACUCCCACAGUCACGCAGCGAGCGAAACGACGAGCCUCGUCGGAUCAACGGGCUACAAACGCUCUCAGCCCGCCGGCAGCGGUCUGGGGAUGGGCGCCACAGUCACAGUCGGUGGCGAAGAAGGCAUCAAGAAGAAGAAGAAGGGCAACUGGCGAAACCGAUUUGGACCCUGCUUUACCACGGACGCGAAGCCCGCCGAGGCAGCGCCGUCUCUGACGCUCCCCACCUCUUCCUCUGCCGCCAGCGCCACCUCCUCCUGCUCCUCCACAGCCUCCACCGCCUCCUCCACAUCCUCGACGCUCUCGGGUCGACCAGGCUUGGUUUCCAGCAGCGGAUUAGGAGUAGGAAUAGGAGGAGAAAGGGGGUUAGGGGUCAUGGGCGUCGGCGGUGGCAUUCAGAAAUCCCCGUCGCUCCUCCGGAACGGGAGUCUGCAAAGCAACAGCAGCUCCACAACCGCUGGCUCAGGUGUCUUCUCCGCCGCCGACGGGUCAUCGUCAGGGACAGCAGCCGUCGCCAUGGGCGGGGCGAGCGCCGAGUUGUCACAGCAACAGCAGACCACACCUUCCCUGGCGCCUCCCUCCCCAUUCACCGCCGCGGCUCCACUCAACAGCACAACCUCCACACACGCUCUGCCGGGCUCCGUGUUCAACCUGGCUCCCCCCCACAUGUUCGGCAACAGGCUGAACCCCAACUCCAGCAUGGCGGCUCUCAUCGCUCAGUCCGAGGCCUCACCAGCAGAUCAGGAGGUGGGAGACGGCAGCGGCGGAUCUCAGGGCUUCUCCAUAAGAGCUUCUCCUAAGACCACCCCGCGCUCUCCCAUUGGCGGCCUGCAGAUCCGCUAUGACUCCUCGGGGUCGUUGCCGGGGCCAGGGCUGGGGUUGCUAGGGGCCGUCGGCGGCGGGGAGACGCUGCCCCCGGUGGCCACCAGCAUCGAGCAGCUCCUGGAGAGGCAGUGGAACGAAGGGCAGAGCUUCCUGCUGCAGCAGGGAGCGCAAGGAGACGUGGUGGCCAUGUUGAAGUCUCUCCACCAGCUGCAGGAGGAGAACAGGAGACUGGAGGAGCAGAUUAAAACCCUGACCAUGAAGAAAGAGAGACUCCAGCUUCUCAGCGCACAGUUAUCAGUGCCAUUCACCCCGAGCACCAUUUCCUCGAGUGAUGUGAAGGGGUCCCACCUCGGAGCCACAGACUCUUCUUUACCAGUGACAGCUCAGGACACCGCGUCUUGCGGAGGUCACAGCAGCAGCGGCUCCACCUCCUCGCUCUCCGCCUCGCCCUCCGUCUCCCAGAGCCCGCCUCAGCCGGCGCUGAACGGCAUGGCCGCCACGGCCGCGCUGGGCGGCGUCGCCGGGCUGAUGGGCGCUCUGGGCGCAGGAAACGCGCUGGGCAUCGGCGGGAUCGUCGGAGCGCUGAACGGCGUGAUCCAGACGCCGGCGGGCCCCGGCAGCCCCCACACUACGGGAACUGCGGCAGGCGUCACGCUCCCCGUUAACAGCAGCAGCUCAACAGGUAGUAAGAACAGCGCCGCCCGGCUCGGCCUGCUGUCCGAACAGCAGCGUCUGCUUCAGCAUCAGCUCCAGCAGCUGCUGUCCUCCCAGUCGUCUGCGGACCAGCAGCAGCAGGCGCUGCUCCUGCAGCUGAUCCAGCAGCAGCAUCAGGACCUGCAGCAGCUGCAGUCCCUCUCCUCCACGGGCCAGAUGCCCUCCAUGCCGCUGUCCGGCUCUCAGCUGCCCCUCACCAACCUGCAGAGCCAGGGCGCCAUCGCCACCAACCCCUUCCUCGCGCUGCAGCACACACACACCGACACACACGGCUCGGGGCCGGGAAAGCCCCGGGUCGCAGAAAAAGCCGUGGGCAUCACCGGCCAAGAGAAGACAUGACACUUUUUAUAUUGUUUGUUUAUGAUUUAUUUUUUUUAUUUUUAUUUUUUUUAUUACUCUCUUUAUAAAAUAUGCAUAGUUGUAAGAUCAGCUUUUUGGUCAGAGUCCAUCAGCUGGACAGAAGAGCAAGAGUUAAAAGUGUUGCCAUUCAUUUCAUGGAGUUCCUCCCUCACUCAAACUGGGCCGGCCGACUUCGGUUCUGCAGCUUUUUCUGGUUUAAAACUUGACCCUGAAUUCUGUUUAUGUGUGUGUGUGUGUGUGCACGCUAUUUAUUUCAGUCUAACUUAUAGUUGUGUUCUCUUUAACUGCUUCUUUGUUCUUAUUGUCUUUAGUUGGGUUUUAAUUUAAUAUUCCUAUUUGUUUCUCUAUUAGUUUCACCAUGUAGCAUCAGAGUAAAAUAUCUGUUUGUUUUUUUCCCUCGUGGUUUUUUAGUUGUUUUUUUUUUUUGCUUAAAUCAUCCAAAAGGUCAGUUUCCAAGAAAGUUUAAAGCUAACUGUUUCUGUCAUAAUUCCGACUUUUGUUUCCUCUCCUCUCGGCUUCUUCUCUUCGUUUCUAUCACGAUGUUUCACUCUCAGGGGCCUCCGCUAACCAGAGCUGUUAGCUCGACAGCCGAGCUGGCGCACAGAAAACCUACAAACCUAAAAAUCACGAAAAAAGAAAAAAAAAAAACGAAAACAAGCAGCAAUACAUGAAUGAGUAUAAAAGUACACUUCCCUGGAAUAUCACUGAACAGUAACAGAUGUAUGUUUGACAUCUGUCUCGCAGCAGUCCCGAGGGGAAUAUCGGGUCAGCGUUGUGAAAAGAAAAGAGAAAAAAAAAAGAAAUUGCCCCACAUGUUUCUGGCUGCUGCUUCUCUCCCAACGUCUCUUUCACUCUGCGCGCUGCAGAUCCAUUAAUAUCAGCGAGCCAAGCGUCGCACUGUCACCGCAGUAGCCUUGCUGUCGACUGUCUCUUCUCCGGGCCAGAUACUGGCAGGGGGGGGGGGCUCAGUCAUGGAUGCGAGACACUUACAGGACGGGGUUAAAAAGAAAACUCAAGGUUUAAAGGCAGCUUGUUUCGAGACGCUGUAAUCCAUGUAGCUUGGAGUCCGAAACAAAAAAGUCAUGCACUUGUCUGCAAACAAAGCCUCUUUCCUGCCCCGUCUUCCUGAUUGAGCCCCCCGCUUGCACCUACCUCUUCGAGCAGGACCUCAAAGGCCGACCGCGGCAGUCGCUUUAAAAAAAAAAACAAAAAACAACACAACAGUCAGGACUGGCCGUUCAGGCUCCAAACACAAGUGCCUGAGGCCAAAUAGGUGGGGAGGGGGUAAGAUUUUUGCGUUUCUUUUUACAUUGCAAAUUUUUUACAGCGCUCCUGGUGAUUAUGCUGCACCUAAUUUAAUGGAAACACUUUCCAGCUCUUAACAAAACGAGAAAAAUUUAUUCAGCUGCAUUCUAUAAUAUUCAAAAAUAAAUAAAUAAAUAAAUAAAUACAACUUUUAUGUUGUGGUUUUUUUGUUGUUGUUUUUUUUUAUUUAUCUGGAGUGUUUGUGUAUUGUGUGUAAAUUUAUAUAUUUUAAAAAAAAAUAAACUCACUGAUUUUUUUUUCUCUUUUUUUGUGAUUUAACAUCAUUUUGUACUACUGUGUACAGGUUUUUUUGUUUUGUUUUGUUUUUGACCUCCAAGACAGUCUGAUUUUGCUGUAAACUCUCUCUGAUGACGUCUGCUCUGUGUCACGUGUUUGAAAAGCUAGAAGCUAUUUAAUAGUUGGUUGAUUUGGGAGGAGCGGGGGUGUAUAUAGCUGCUCGUAGGGGCAGAAGAAGUGUGUUCGGUGGCACAGUCUUUACCUCGUUAAGUGUACAUAAACCUUUCUCAUUGGCCGUUUGGUGUACAUAAGUGAUUGUGAUUGGCCGUGAUGCCAAUGAAGCCUCAAGUUUGUGUGUGUGAGAGUCUUUUUAGGACCAGAAAAAUAAGAUUAACAGUGACUGGACACACAAAAGUAUUAAUUUAUUUUUAUAUGUGCAGGGACAUUGUGGUUCUUUCGUUUUUAAGGUUUGCACCAUUUUCUCUCUUUUUUUUUUUUUUACUUGGGCACUAUGAUUUCAUUUGUCCACACAAAUGUGUUUCAAUCAGUUUUGUGAAAGUGGGAAAAUAAUUAAGGUGUGGAGCGGGGUCUCAUAUUGUAUUUCAAAAUGCAAAAAAAUAAAUAAACUCUGGGUUAAGAAAAUCA
This is a messenger RNA of Gambusia affinis (western mosquitofish), 7958 nucleotides long. It is a transcript of the gene mllt10, whose product is annotated as MLLT10 histone lysine methyltransferase DOT1L cofactor. The transcript has 21 exons. Gene Ontology annotation, molecular function: histone binding; nucleosome binding. The record is from RefSeq and is a predicted model, not a curated record. Bases 2499 to 5750 code for a protein of 1083 amino acids. Lineage: Eukaryota; Metazoa; Chordata; Actinopteri; Cyprinodontiformes; Poeciliidae. Gene Ontology annotation, cellular component: nucleus. Gene Ontology annotation, biological process: regulation of transcription by RNA polymerase II.